ACAUUGAUGAGUGUGAGACAGACUCCCACCAGUGUAACCCCACCCAGGUGUGCAUCAACACAGCUGGAGGAUAUACCUGCUCCUGUACCGAGGGCUACUGGCUGGUCGGGGGACAGUGUCAGGACAUUGAUGAGUGUCGCUACGGGUACUGCGAGCAGCUGUGCGCCAACGUGCCAGGCUCCUAUUCCUGCUCCUGUAACCCUGGCUUCCUCCUCAACCCUGACAGCAGGACCUGCCAAGAUGUGGAUGAGUGUGAGGACAACCCCUGUACCCAUGGCUGUUUCAACACCUACGGCUCCUACAUGUGUAACUGUGAUCAGGGAUUUGAGCUGGCUUCUGACGGGACCACCUGCAAUGACCUGGACGAGUGUGGUUUCUCAGAGUUUCUGUGUCGGCACCGCUGUGUGAACACCCCUGGCUCCUUCCAGUGUCACUGCCCAGCGGGAUACUACCUUUAUGAGGAUGGGAGGAGCUGUGAAGAUAUCAAUGAGUGUGAGACUGGUAACAACACGUGUACAACAGCACAAUUUGUUUUCAAUUUCCAGGGACGCUAUACGUGCUUGGAUCCGCUAAAAUGUGAUCCGCCGUACGUUGAACUCGGUGACAAUCAGUGUAUGUGUAGUGCUGAGAACCCAGCUUGUAGAGACAGGCCCUUCACCAUCCUUUACCGCCACAUGGACCUGUCCUCAGGCCGCAGCGUCCCAGCAGACAUCUUCCAGAUGCAGGCCACUACCAGAUACCCUGGGGCUUUCUAUAUCUUCCAGAUCAAAGGACCGGGCAACGAGGGACGAGAGUUCUACAUGAGGCAAACCAGUAACGUGAGUGCCACUCUGGUCCUAUCUCGGCCCAUCAAGGGUCCCAGGGAGCUGGUCCUGGACCUGGAGAUGGUAACCGUUAACAACGUCAUCAACUUCAGAGGCAGCAGUAUCAUACGGCUCACGAUAUACGUGUCAGAGCAUCCUUACUGAGGCCCCUCCCCCCCAUGACCAAUCACCACGUACUCUCACAACCCUAAGGAUAUCAUCCCGGAAUCUUUUACUCUCCAAAUCUACCAUCUCUCAUCAGACAGCUCUGUUCCUGUUAUCUCUGUUCACGAGAUGCGAUGCUGUCUGUCUCUUCUCUCUGUUCAUGAGAUGCGAUGCUGUCUGUCUCCUGUUCUCUCUGUUCACGAGAUGAGAU
This is a messenger RNA of Salvelinus sp. IW2-2015, 1179 nucleotides long. The record is from RefSeq and is a predicted model, not a curated record. Lineage: Eukaryota; Metazoa; Chordata; Actinopteri; Salmoniformes; Salmonidae.